CGCUUUAACAAGUGCUGAUCCAGCCCGGAAAGCUUCUUUUCGUGCCCUUCGGACUUCCUUUUCGAAUACUGCUCGUUCAUGUGUUUGCCGCUCCUUAAGAGCGUGCAAUUCCUCCAUUAAAGACUCUAGCCGUUCACUGACUCGUCGUUCUCGUGAAUUCGCCUCUGAAAGUUCAGCAAGUGUUGCCUGAAGCGAAGCCUCCGCUUCUUCACGACCCAGUAUCGCCCUGUGAAGGGCGGCUGUGGUGGUCGAGGAAGGAUGCGACGGAGCUGGACUGCUAGCCCUUGAAAGUUGAUUUAGAAAUGCCACUUUCGCUUGGACAUCAGAGUUCGUGCGUGUAUGCUUGUGCUGGAGCGGAGAAAGCUCAGCAGGGUGUACUGGAUGACCGUUCAUCUUCUGCUGAUUGAUGCGCUCUGGAGAGACGGGGUGAAGAACAGGCCCAGGCGAUGCCUGAAAUUUAGGUAUGGGAUCCAUCAGCGAGGAUGAGGUACUGAAGUUAUGGGAAUCAGAGUUUCGAUUGUUAAGGCCCCCCGAAGGCAACAUGUGUGACAGCGCUAUUGACGAGAGCAAUCGUCGGAAUUGAAAUGUGGCAUGAAAAUUGAAAUCUUGUACUGCGGUGACAUCCUUGUCGUGCGCUUUUACGUUACUUUCGGAUGUGUUGUUGACAAAGGUGGGUGGUUCACUCCGGUUGCUGGGCAACGCAUCCGAGCUAUGGGAAACUCUUUUGGGAAAUUGAAUUACUCUUUUUAGGAAAUAUAGUCACAUGAUAUUUCUAACCACGUGACAUCUCUGCCCCUCCUGUUUUUCACGCUCGAGUAUAUGUCUAUUGCAACGAAGCUCGCGCGAUACAUGCCCUCCUCCUUUCUUCAAUAUUCCGUAACGCUGAAACCUGACUGCUGGCUCCUGUGAGAUGACUCUAUUACUGUGUUACUAACUGUGGCGAAUUAUUCAAACCUGGAAAAUUAUGGAACACGACAAGUCCACCCCCGCACAGACUGAUAUCAAGAAACAGAGCAUUGCCCCGAAAAUUUAAACUUAGUAUAUUAAAGAUUGGCGGUUUAUUUGCGUAGUAGCAAUGCAUGAGAUUAUAACGCUACAGCUUGGUCAGAGGAGUAAUUACCUCGCGACCCAUUUUUGGAACUUCCAGGAAUCGUACUUUACAUACUCCGCGGAUGAGGAAUCCCCUGUUGAUCAUGACGUUCAUUUCCGUCCGGGGAUUGGUGCAGAUGGGGCUGAAACCUUCACCCCUCGAACUGUAAUCUAUGAUCUGAAAGGCGGCUUUGGCACGCUGCAGAAAUAUAAUGCUCUUUAUGGCUUGGAAGAAGAUGCUGGAUUGCCUAGGGGCUUAUGGGAUGGCAAUAAGGUCGUGCAUCGCCAGCCCGCCAUUCCACAGACUGAGUACCAGAAAAAUUUAGAUGUUGGACUCCCGCUACCUCAACUCACAGCUGAGUCAGUACGGUACUGGUCAGAUUUUAAUAAAGUGUACUAUCAUCCCAAGUCUAUUGUUCAGUUAAAUGAAUAUGAGCUCAAUUCUCAGUUGAUGCCCUUUGAGAACUGGGAAAUUGGUGAAGAUCUGUUCCGAUCUCUAGAUCGCGAGCACGAUAUUCUCGACAGGGACUUUCGGGCUUUCGCAGAGGAAUGUGAUCAGAUGCAAGGUAUCCAGAUCUUCUCCGGAACUGAUGAUGCUUGGGGAGGCUUUGCCGCCAGAUAUGUGGACAGAUUGAGAGAUGAGUUUGGAAAGAAAAGUAUAUGGUUCUGGGGACUAGAAGACGGGUCAAGGGUUCAACGUCAAAAGCAAACCGUAUCCAACGCCAACUCGGCAAAGUCUGUCAAUGAAAUAUCUCCGCAAACAUCAGCCUAUAUCCCCAUUUUGGACCCCCCUCAAAACAUACCAGAAUAUGUGCACUCUGACCUGCGAUCAGAGUGGUAUUCCUCCGCCCUCGUUUCCACCGCUGUAGAGAGUGUUGGUUUACCUACACGCCUCCGAUCUCACCGGGGGGCUAGUUUCUGGCUGCCAGCGCAAGAGCGUCCGCAAAAGAUUUUCAGUCUCCAAGCCGCCAUUCUCUCAGAACAUCAACCAGAGUCCGACAAAACCCCUGACCAAGAUCGUAAAACAUUAAUAGCGGAAGAUGAGGUCGAUGAAGACGAAAUCCUUCUUAAAGGAUUCGAUCUUGAUUUCUCUUGGUCUAGUUCCGCGCGUGCUAAAAAGCUGCACGUUUUUGGCCAAGUUCAAAUCAGUCGUGGAUUCGAUGCGCAAACAAAUCUUGCGUCAAAACCCCCAAGCCAGCCAAGUGUUAUCCAUUCGUUAAGAUUGCCAGGAGCUCUACAGACAUACCACACUCGCCUUACCCUCCCGCUCCUUGACAGUUUCCCCGGUGAUCUAUUUACAGGCAGAGGCGCUGCAAGCUCCGGGCUGAGCAUCCGUGCGUCCCUCUCUACGACAACCGAAAUUGGGGACAAAGUGAAGGAUUUACAGAAGGUCGCGUCCAGGUUAAUAGGGAUCGAUGAACGAGAAGCGUUGAUCAAUGGGCUAGGAGAGAUUUCCGAGGCUUAUCAGGGACGAUGGGAAAGCGAUUCUGAUUCCGGAGAUGAUUACUGAACUGUUCUACUUUUAUGCUUUGGCCACUUGGAAAAUUGUUUCGUGCUCUUGCACAUGGCUAGUUACUGCGGUUGUAUAAUUAAGUCGAUUCCGGCAAUCUAUGACCUGCUUUUUGUCGCUAAGGUACUGGAACAAUGCAUUCCCCUGCCUAGGGGGGCCAGGUGGACAUGGAUAGAAAACAACACUUAGCCAUCCAAACCCAGGAUCUACUAUUACUACAUAUACUGUACCGUACCUCAUGCUCAACGUUGGGUUUGAUGCAGAUAAAUAUUGUUUAGGGUGCAGCGGCAAAAGAAGCACAUAGGGGACGACAUAGUUUGCAGGGUUUCGAUAAGCUCUAAAGUAAUUCAUACGUUGGAGCUAGGUCGUAGGUCUUUCUGGCCACCGAUUUUAACUACAUACUCGCUGGUCUGCCAUUUGCAUUCUGGCCCUUAAUCAGCCGCCCUUUGCCUCCCUUUGUUCUGCCAUACUCUGUAUAUGUAGUUAGUGGUGCAUAUAACUUAAUAAUUCAAUCUCCAAACCAAGUUAAUAUGUAAAACAUGUCCGAUU
Molecule: messenger RNA, 3148 nt
Organism: Blastomyces gilchristii SLH14081
Lineage: Eukaryota; Fungi; Ascomycota; Eurotiomycetes; Onygenales; Ajellomycetaceae
Product: protein DML1
Exons: 5
Coding region: 1076-2599 (507 amino acids)
Biological process (GO): mitochondrion distribution
Cellular component (GO): cytoplasm
Source: RefSeq, a predicted model, not a curated record